AUGCCAAAGAAUAAGGGAAAGGGUGGUAAAAAUCGCCGGAGAGGUAAAAAUGAGAAUGACAUAAUGAAAAGAGAAUUAAUAUAUAAAGAACCAGGACAAGAAUAUGCACAAGUAAUUAAAAUGUUGGGUAACGGUCGGCUGAAUGCAAAUUGCUUCGAUGGUAAACCGCGCCUAUGUCAUAUUAGAGGAAAAUUACGUAAAAAAGUAUGGAUUAACACUGGCGAUAUUAUACUGAUUGGUCUCAGAGAUUAUCAGGAUGAUAAGGCUGAUGUUAUUUUAAAAUACAAUCCCGAUGAAGCCAGGAAUUUAAAAGCAUGUGGGCAGUUACCCGAAAAUGCGAAAUUGAAUGAAGGCGGUGAUGAUCUUGAUGAGGGUGGAGUUGAAUUCGCUGAUACGGGUGCACUGUCAGACGAAGAUAAUGAAGGUUCUGGUAAUGAGGAUCUUCCAUCAAUUGGAUCUGAUUCCGAUGAAGAUGAAGACGAUGAAGAGGAAGAAAGCGAAGACAGUGAUGAUGAUAGAAUAACAGAAGAGAGAUUGGCUAGAAGUUAUGUUAAGCCAGGAGCAAGAGAUCGUCCCCAAAAAAAGAAUAAAUGGUAA
Messenger RNA from Brugia pahangi, 597 nucleotides. Lineage: Eukaryota; Metazoa; Nematoda; Chromadorea; Rhabditida; Onchocercidae. The record is from the annotation of a GenBank genome assembly.